Messenger RNA from Rhipicephalus microplus (southern cattle tick), 11899 nucleotides. It is a transcript of the gene mbt, whose product is annotated as serine/threonine-protein kinase PAK mbt. Lineage: Eukaryota; Metazoa; Arthropoda; Arachnida; Ixodida; Ixodidae. Gene Ontology annotation, molecular function: protein serine/threonine kinase activity; ATP binding. The record is from RefSeq and is a predicted model, not a curated record. Gene Ontology annotation, biological process: protein phosphorylation.
GACAAGAUGGCGAUGCUUUGACAGGAGUGCUGCUGAAGCAGUGACAGCAUCAGCAGCAUUGGGAGAACUACCUGGGCCCGCACUAGGUUGAGCAGCGACGGGCUCCCAGGAUGUUCGCCAAGAAAAAGAAGAAGCCGAUCAUUUCGGCACCGAGCAACUUCGAGCACCGUGUUCACACGGGCUUCGACCGGCGGGAGGGUCGCUUUGUCGGACUGCCACCGCAAUGGGCCAGCCUGAUUGGUGGAGGCCAAGACCGGCCCAAGCCCAUCAUCGACCCCUCCAAUAUCACCCCCACCGAAAUUCUGGACAUGAAGCUGCACACUAUCGUGAGAGGUGGUGCUCCUGGAAGCACAAGCCCCGCGGGUCGAUGUCCGUCACGCCCGGGCGGGCCUGUCUCGGUGACACGCUCCAACUCCCUCCGCAAGGAGAGCCCCCCCAUGAUACAUCGGGACAUGAGCCGGCUUCCGCCACCUGUUCCCGAGCAUGACACAUUCCCAGACAACAGCCCAAUGCCACCUCAGGGCCACACACUGCCUCCAUAUGCACAUUACCAGGGGCAGCAACCACUUCGGGGACAGCAUCCACAGGCUCAGCACCCGAUGGGAGGAGGGCGUCUCCCACCCGACCACCUCCAGGGCCACUCGAAUGCGUAUGCCCCGGCUUACAUGCAUGCUCAGCAGCCUCACCUACAGGACCACCCUCAGCAGGACGUGCACAGGCCCUCUGACUCGCAGGAGGCCCCUGACAGCCCGUCGUUACCCACUAACGCCCAGGGCUACCCACCACAUGCUGGGCAGCACACAGCACAGGGACGCCAGCAGCCUGGCAACAUCACACCCCAGCCACCUCACGGCAUUCCAUCACACAAUGGCAGCUACUAUUCUGAACAGGAUACUGCCACCGCACAAUGGGCAACAGCCACACCCAGGCCACUAUGGAAGCCGAGACCACCUGCCCCCUUCACACACCUUGCCAUCACAUCCGCACCACGCUCCACCACACCUUCCACCACACAUGCAUCAUCCGCCAUCUCACGCUGGGCAGCAACACCAGCAGCCCUUCGCAACAGCAGCACUUGCGACAGGCAUCGCCUCACCGAGAAAGUUGGGGCUCGGGCCAGGAUCGUUAUGAUGCCGGCGAAUGGGAGUCCUCUGGAUACAGCGCCGCCGUGCCUCCUCCGCACUGCCCGGCCACCCGCCGCCAUCCCCGGAUCACAGACUCACCACGGAGGUGCUCCUCCGCCAGCAGCGGGCCACCCUCCACAGUCGGGGCAUCACCCUCCACCUCAACAGCCGCAGCAGCACCACGCACAACCUCCGCAUGCCACGACCAUGCACCAUCCCCCAACGCACGUCAACCAGCAACACCCGAGGGGUCCUUCGCCUAUGCAUCCGGCGCACGGUAGUAGUGUCCCUCAGUCCCACCAGGCCCCAGCACCGCACAUUCCAAACGGGAAGGUACCACCCGCGCUCAACGGUGGGCACCGGAUGUCGCCUUCUGGGAUGCCACCUCAGUACUCUGUAAAUGAGCAUCCUGGUGGCUACCCCAAUGCUGCCCCAUACCAGCAUCCGGCCUCCCAGCUGCCUCCGUCCCAACUCCAGCAGCAGCAGAGGGUCUCUCCGCAAAACACAAACUACGCUCCACAGGCGGGUCACCUGCCGCCCGAUGGUUACCGGCCUGCCACCCAGGGAAAUCCUCACCAGUACGGACAGUCGAAACCUCACCCGGGCCACAGCCAUUCGCCUGGGCCGGCACCAGUUGCCAAGGAGCUGCCAGCCACCCCGCCAAAGCCCAAAGUGCCAAACGAUCUCCACCAUCACCACCACCAUUACCAGCCUGCGGGACCACAUCCACAGGUGCCUGUGCAGCAGACACAGCAGCCACAUAUUGGAGGACAGACCAUGGUGGACGGUGGUCGGGAUGGAAUGGGCAAAGGUCAAGCAACCAUGGACCAUGCACCACCACCGGUGGCAGGCAAGCCUCAGUCAAAUCACCCACCUGAGCACCAAAGGCUGUCACAUGAGCAGUUCCGAGCAGCACUGCAGAUGGUGGUUAGUUCGGGUGACCCCCGUGACAACCUGGACAACUUUGUGAAGAUCGGUGAAGGCUCAACUGGCAUUGUGUGCAUAGCUACCGAAAAGCCCAGCGGCCGUCAGGUGGCUGUCAAGAAGAUGGACCUUCGCAAGCAGCAGCGCAGGGAGCUUCUGUUUAACGAGGUGGUUAUCAUGCGAGACUACCAUCACCCAAAUAUCGUCGAGAUGUACGACAGCUUCCUUGUGGGCGAUGAGCUCUGGGUCGUCAUGGAGUUCCUUGAAGGUGGAGCCCUCACCGACAUUGUCACACAUGCCAGAAUGGAUGAAGAGCAGAUUGCAACGGUGUGCAAACAGUGCCUCAAGGCCCUGGCUUUCCUCCAUUCCCAAGGCGUCAUUCACAGGGACAUCAAGUCCGACUCCAUUCUGCUGGCCAGCGAUGGAAGGGUGAAGCUGUCAGACUUUGGCUUCUGUGCACAAGUGUCCGUGGAGCUUCCCAAGCGCAAGUCCCUCGUGGGCACACCCUAUUGGAUGGCACCCGAGGUGAUCUCGCGGCUCCCGUACGGCCCCGAGGUGGACAUCUGGUCCCUGGGGAUAAUGUGCAUCGAGAUGGUGGACGGCGAGCCACCCUUCUUCAAUGAGCCACCGCUGCAGGCCAUGCGGCGCAUCCGAGACAUGCCGCCACCCAAGCUCAAGAACACGCACAAGGUAUCGCCCAGGCUUCAGGGUUUCCUGGAGAAAAUGCUGGUGCGGGAUCCGGCGCAGCGGGCCACGGCCUUCGAGCUGCUGCAGCACCCGUUCUUGAGGCAGGCAGGUCCUCCCAGCCUCCUAGUGCCACUCAUGCGCAGCUUCAGGCACAGCCCCUGCUGAUGAUGCCAGUGCAAGGCGUGCCAUGGCUGCCGCCCGCACAUACAGCGCAGGGGUCGUGUUUGCGUUAGCGCUUUUCCUCCGUGUCGAGAAUGGUUUCACAUGCAUUCCCAUAAACUUCCAUAUGUCUUCCAUAUCAUCUGCACCGAAAUCACUAGUUUCAUAUCGGUUGCACGCAAUAUCUGUAAAGUGAGUGCAAUUCAAUGGGCUCAACAAUUAUCGUGGCAUUAUUAGAAUAAUGGUAUAUAUUAAUGUAUUGUUUUUCAAUUGAAGCAAUUUGAGGGCAAAAAACAUUCUUGCAGAUAAUACGCAAGUUGUGUUGUUCAUUCUAAAAAGCUGGGAGUUUGCAGUGUCUUAACUUCUCUCUUGUGCUUGUGUUUGCGUGCCCAGUUUUUUUAAAUGAAUACUGCAGGACUAACUGAGCUCUUUCCUAUUCUGGGUUGUAUUGUUCAGUCAUUAUAUUAUUAGUAAAGGUAGUAAGUUAUUGCUGCGGGAGAACUUUGUGCAUCUUCGGUCGUUGCUUGGUUUGCGGUUGUUCACUUUCUGCUCGCAUGGUCGGCCUGAAGCCAGCUGUGCCAAGCACGUGAGCUGAAAUCAAACCAAGACUGAAUGUGUACGAAUUCCGCUCCUUCAUAAUUUGAAACAUAUUCUACACAUUUGGUGACGAUUCUGCAUUCUCAAAAUAGCAGCUAAAAUACUAUUGCGAUGUAAUCAAUAUGAAAAUUGUGAAUGCCUUGUCAGCUUUGUAGUUCUUGCAAGGAGAGCAAGUAUGAUGUGGAGGCCAUAAGAAAAUAUUGAAAUGCAUGUGAAAUUUGUCGCGAAGGCUGUUCGACGUUGUUGCGUGUUGAAUGAGUGCAAAUCUUUGGCAUUUCUACAAAAGAGGCUCCGGUAUUUUUCACCCCCCUCUCUCUCUCUCUUAAAAAAAAAAUUCAGCCUUGUGAAUGUGAAAUGAGGUGUUUCUAUGGCAACAGUCUUGGCAUGUGCACCAUAUGAUGCUUCAUUUGUAUGCGUAAAAAUGUUAGGUUUAUUCAGGAUGAUUGUAUAGGAAGCUAAUGGCUUGGGUAAACUUACACUAAAGAUUGUGAAACAAUCCAACAGUCCCCUGCAGUUGUUUUAAAAGCAGUACUCCAUCUCACGAUUGCCCUUUGCUGUGCUGUAGAGUGUGCUCUUGGGAAUUCAAACUUCUGGAGACUUCUCAGGAUUUGGUUUUAAUUAGUAUCAGAAGUUCCCGCAAAUAUGAUUCAGAGCAACAUACCAACUAGCGUUAUGAUGUUCAUUGUUUCUCAGUCCUGCUGUAACAUAGACAGCUCUGCAUGAUUGCCAGUUGAUUUUUCAGAAGUCUGCGAUCAUACUGGUCUUCAUCAUUAUAUAGAGAACGUGUAAUGAAGGGGCAAAAUGUGUUGUGUCCUGUGACAAAAGUUGCACGGUGGCAAUCAAUAGGCUCAAAAUUUGAAAGGUUAAUUUGAUAACAUUCAUGUACAAUACAGUUGGGCUGUACUACAUUGCAGUAAUACAUUAUUUACGCGGUACUAAUGGUAUAAAUAUAUGGUUGCGAACAACCGUUAAUGUGACAUACGACAUUUGCCUCAAGAGUUGGUUGCCUUGGCCUUCCUUUGUGACAAAGUUCUAUGAGCAUGAAGUGAUAAAAAAAAAGUUGAAAACUUCAAUAUAUUUAAUAUUUCAUUAUAUUGAAGCUUAUGAUAUGAAGUCUCUAUAGUUUACUGGUACAAAUUGUUCAGAAGCAAUUCAUUUUGUGGAAUUCAUAUACCGUAAACUUUCGGUGCCUUUUGUACAUGAGACAGCACACAUUUCUGUGCAUCAUCUCGUGAAUGUUUGGUGUUCAUGUCUGUUACCUAGACUACAACAAAUUUUAGGAUUACAAUGGACUGGUGUGCUUGGUGUCACAACAGUAAAGUUUCAAGUAAGUUAGACAACAAAAAAGAGGGAAAAGUCGUGACGCUGUGGUAGCAGCUGUGUGUGAUGGAUAGCUGUGGUUACCCGUGAAGCAUUAAAAAACAUUUCGAUGGGGGAGACAGGCACGGAGACGCCUUUUUGUGAGAAGUUUUAGAUGGUAUAUUUAACAACGUAGGGGUAUCGCAUUAAAUCACCAACAUUGUAUUUGAUGAUACAUAAACUGCUUAUGAUUUUGGGCUUGUGUGAUGCAUUGUGCUGCUCUUGAAACAGCUGAAGGGGACCACUACUAUUUGUUCUGGUGUAAACGCAGUGUAGUGUAAAUUUCGAUGCAGUUUUAUGUGCCGAGUUGACCUUGUUGAAGAGCCUGCUCCAUUCUGAACUGCAGUACAUUGAAACGUUUUUAGAACCGCAACGGAAUUUCCAGUCUCUGAAGUCAUCAGUGAAGUCAUUAGCACCCUAGAUUUAACUCCAUUACAAUCACACUUUUGCAAGUAAAUGUGUAAGUUAGCCUAGCACAAGUUGCCUCAGGGGCUCAAUCUUGUACGCAUUCUGUGAUAGAACGGAACGCAGUAUCGCGAGAGGGAUGAAACAGCCAUUAAACAAAGGGCAAGUGCCUCGGAAUAAUGCAUCCCAUUUGGAUCAGUCUGCUGGGGGAAUUCAGAAAUGUUUUCAACGCAUGAAAAAGCAUUAGAGCUUUUAUAGCUGAAUAUCAGUUUUUCGAGCAUUGUUUUUCAAAGCUUGAAAUUGAAGAGUGCGAUAACCUUAACAAUUUUAUUCAAGUGGAUGUCUUUAUUGCACACUAUGUGGCGUUCGCAAUUUCACGAGACUUUCAGUAGUGGGCACUGGUGGCCUUUUUAGCAAACUGUCGGUGUGGGAUUAGAUUAAGCCAGCCACAGAGCAGGCUAAUUCGUGCCUCCAGCCUAGGCGCUUAUGUAUCGAUCCAAUGUUGUAAGUGGUCCGGAGAUCGUCCUAUAUUCGUUAUAGUAAGCAUAACUGUGGCUGUCUAUUUUCUGCCCCCCUUUUUUGCAUAGCAGGCAACAAAAGUUUUGAGAGCACUGCCAUUUCUGGUUGCUGUUGUGACGUCUGAUCAUCGCGUAAUUGUUGACCAAAUGUUUGCAGCAUGACAGAACUUUCUAUCUCAGAAGUUGUGCAAGAUUGCACUCUAGGAAUGUGUAAAAUUUUCUUAGCCAUUUAUAAAUAAUUGUUAAGUGUAUGAGAAGCCAUCGUGUUAUCAUUUUGCCAUUUUUCUUGCUGUAGUAGAGUUUUAGUAGCGCGCUGUUUAGCCGGAUGAUUCUGGAAGCGAAUUUCAUAGACAAAGGUGCUUAAGAGCACUGUUGAACAGUGGUAUCAACUGUUGCUGCUCAUCUAAUUGGUGUGCUACAAGGCAUCAUCUUCAUAAUAGUGCACACAUGUAAACAAGCAACACGAAAGCCUUUGUAUAGUAUUAUACACUACCCGCCAUAGUGGCUUAGUGGCUAAGGCACUCGGCUGCUGACCUGCAGGUCACGGGAUCGAAUCCCCGGCCGUGGCGACAGCAUUUUCGAUAGAGGCGAAAAUGCUUGAGGCCUGUGUGUUAGCUUUAGGUGCACGUUAAAGAACCCCAGGUGGUCUAAAUUUCUGGAGCCCUCCACCACGGCGUCUGUCAUAAUCAUAUGGUGGUUUUGGGACGUUAGACCUCAACAAUUAUUAUGUAUUAUUGUAUAGUAGACACAGUUGCUGUAAUUUUUCAAGAUUGUUGCGUUACAUUCGUUUGAAGCCUUAGGAACACUUCUAUUUGACGGCAUGUUGCCAGUGCCCUGGACACCAAGUUGCUAAAUUCGGGUGCUCCUUUUAGUGUACCAGGAAGGUUUCUGUAAUGGCUUUUGUUUCGAUAGGUUGUGAGAAAUCGAUUUGACCUAAAUAUUGACAUUGGUCUGAAGGUUUCAGUGGUUUGGUGAGCUUGCUUACGAGAAUGCUUCAAGGGCUGCCUUUAGAAUAUCCACGUAUAGUUGAGAAAUAGUCUUGCUACCUUUGCAAUGUUGUUUCAUAUUUAGCAUGCUAUUUUUAAACUUUUCUGGUAGAGCUUUGCAGUGUAGUGGUAGUUGAUUGUAGUUUGGGCUUCUGGUACCAUCAAUAGCGGUACCUGAAAAUAAGAUGGUAGUGCUUGCGUGCUAGUGACUUCACUUGCUUCCCCCUCAUGUGAUAAGCCCCUUUACGGCAGUAGUACCUUGACCUGUAGGCUUACUUCAAUCACUUAUGACAAAUCUAUCAUACAGCACAAAUGUAAAACUAUGUCAGCCAAUCUAUAAAAUGUCUUGGAUAUAGUAGAGUGGUUUGUAUGUCAAAAGUGAUGCUAAAAACAAAAUUCAAGUACGUUACUAAGUGGCUUUUUAAUGUCUUAAAAUGAAGAAUAUGCCAGUUUUGUGCAAAAAAAUAGUAUUAAUGAACCAGUCAAUGACCUAGAUGUGGGAAAGACUACUUUGGAGUUUUGAAUGUCUAUUGCAGCAGUACUUCAGAAACAAUUUGAAGCGCAAGAGAAAUACUUCUGCGACAAACCGUUAGACCUUGAGGCAAGAGAAGUUUGACAGGCAAAAAUUUCUCACUGAGCUUGCUGGAAAAGAAAAAAAAAAGGAAAAAAAUGAAAUUCAUUCACACGCAAAGUGGCUCUCAAAAUUUAGGUGAGGACUUCAUCCGUUGAUGGAUUUUUAGCAUUUUUUAAUUUGGCACAGGGAAUGUGGUCUUCAGUUUCAACAUCCACUGCAGCUCAGUUGAGUCUUGGUGCAAAAAAAAAAAGGCGAGAUGUCAUUUUCAAAAUCGCUGUUUGACAAUGCUCUGUGACUUGAUUUUUGUUUUUAGGGUUACUUUACACUGUUAAAGUGCGAGGAUUUCUGGUGACUUACUACUAGUGUAGGGUAUACGUCUCUGUGUCAACAAUCAAGAAGUAAUGCAAUAACAUUUAGUGAAACAAGCGUUUCUUUCCUCAUAAACGUAGUUGUUUGUGAAUUUACUUGUAGAAGCAUAGAGCAUUCGCAUAGCAUGUAACUGGUUUACGAAAAUGUCAUACAGAGCUUUGGCACUAGUAUGAAGCAUAUUGAUUUGAGUGUUUGCUUUUUAUAAGGUCACAGGUGUUAGGUGGCAGCCUUUGGCAAUUAACACCGCUUGUUACUAGCAUACUGAAGGAUGUACGUAGUUGCAGUAGAAGACAUCUGAUUACCUGCUUCUUGCACAAUCGUAUUACCUCCAACUUCGUCCACACUUCAGCUCUACAGCUUUUGUUAUCUGGAGAGCAAGAGCCACUGCGCCUACAUCCGGACUUUGUGUGUAAUAUUCUUUGCAGUCUGCCAUUGACCCAGUUUUUUUUUUUUCCUUUUGCCGUAGGCUUAGCAGCGUGAAGUACCAGACCCAUUCUGCUUUGCGAGAUACAUUAUUAGGACUAACUCAUGGUUGUCAUGCUCAAUAGGCGUUGAAAAUUGCAAUCAGUACAAUCUUUGAUGUAGUGCAUGGCAAAUUCUCGACUGACAGUAUUUUAAGUGUAACUGGUCUUGUGCUAGUGCACAUUUUGACCAACAAUCGUGUGUAAUGUUGAGGAGGUGAUCAGAGCUUUGUUUGGCCAUACGGUAAGCUGCCAUUUGUGAGAAGAAUGCAUUGUCUGUAGCCUUGACAGGGGCUGUUGUAAAAGGUCCACUGGAAUGACAGGCUUAGUCUGGAUGCAGUGUGAGCAGCUUUUUUUUUCUUUCGCGCCUGUUUCUUGCACCCAUAUCCUAUUUCCAUGAAUGUAGCUGGGGAAGAAUUUGAGCAAGUCAUGUCAUUACAUUUUCAGAAUAUAUUGCAUAAGGAGCUACUAUAUGAAGGAAAUUGUUACAUAAUUUCACAUAGAAUUGUGUGUAAUGUGGUGCUCUGAGCUUACAAUCAAACAGCAGUGCAGCAAGUGAUGACCUUUGCAGCAAGACCCACUUGUGACCACACGUCUGAGGUGGCUAGAGUGCAGUGACUAACCGUGUGCAUUGCAGUGAUGUCUUUAAGAUUUUUAGACACUUUUCUUGAAGCACCCAGUACUAUGGUAUUCCUGCAAAUAUGGUAUCUGUCAGAAAUUGUUACUUAGUUUCAGGGUAUGAUUUCCAAACUUCUGAAUGGAUGUGUUUCCAUUGUGCUUAACUGCUUCUGAAGGAUCUUUCUUUCUUGUUUUUUUUUUUUUUCUCUUUCCCAAAGUGCAUAGGCAGAAGUUCCCAUGCUUUUGCUUGUGGCCUUGCAGUCAGUAGUCCCAAGUGCCUUGUGGCCUUCUUGGUUGAAAAGUAUUUGAUGUUUCACGCAGGGUGUUCAACAGACACGGGUAUCUUUUGUAAACUGACAGCAGACGAUUGAGUUAGGGCUAGUUAUGCAAAGAAAAUGCAUACUUUUACGAGCUGUAUUCUACAGGGACAGCUUGUGUACAAGCCUGAUUCAGCCUCCUGAAUUUACAGCAAAAGUCUUCACGCAGUUCUAUGAAGAUUAACCCUGCAAUGCCCACUGUAUCAUGCUAUAUAAUACCUCAAUGAAGCUACUAAAAGCUACUAUAGGUGUCAUGAUAAGCAGCCAUUGUAGAUUUGACAUGUCAUGAAGAAGGCAUAGUGACUUACAUAUAUUAUAAUAAUUAAUUACUUCAAAUGAAUACAAAUAUGUUAUGCCUCAAACCAAAUUUCAUACAUAUUUUUUUAAAUGAACUCUACAAGCAGAGUAAAAAGCAGUCGGCAUUUUCUCAUUAAUUUUUUUGAAGGCACAACUGUUUGUGGGCAUUAAAGGGUUAAAGUGCAGCUUUGGGUCACCAAGGUGCUUUUUGUAGAGAUGAAGUUAUACAACUGUGUAUGAAAGUUCUAACACGCUUAUUGUCGAUAGAAACAUAUAUUUUUUUUUCUUUUUUUUGGACAUAGUACCAUAAUGCUGAAACCCCGUUGUAGCCUCCUUUAUACAUUAACAAUGCCUGCCAGUUGCUCUGCAAUGUUUUUCUAAGCCAGUGGUCCGCUGCACCAUAUGCCACCUUACCAGCAAUUUUAUUACUUUUGCUAGAGCACAGACAACUUUCUGUCGUUCUGCACUCACUGUUUCAACCACUUGACAUGUCAGGAAAGUUGAGGUGACUCUAAUUAUGCAAGAAGUAUGACCAUUUACAGCAGAUGGUGCACGCUGCACGGCCCCUGGUUUCUGUGUCGCUGGACAAGCGUUAAGGAAGUACUGGAGGCUACAACUCGUCGUGAAGGAACUUGCCACUGUUGUUUCUGAGCUGAUUAGGAUAACGUAGUCUACUGGGCUGUGUUCACAUGACAAGCUAUGCAUAUUUGUACAUAGAAAUGAUUGGCAGUAGUAAUAGCUCUGGGCCCAUUUUUACAUUGUUCUCUAUAAUUUCAAGUAGGCCCAACACGAAGUAGAUCCUAGUACCUGGCCUCACUUUCACGCUGUAGUUUGUUAAGGGUGAUGCAUUUUAAGGUUGUUGUAAAUGGUCACACAUAUGUUUGCAGUGACAUAAUUUCUCUUAAACAUGAACAAAUAUGUGUGCUUCUCAUUAUCUUUUUCUGCAUUUUCAUUUAAGGUUCUUUUUGGUGCAGAAAUCAUUAUGCAUGUGUUCUGUCGCACGUUGUUCUUGUAUAUUGUGUUUUGAAUGUUUUUAAUGAGCUGUUUUGGGGAGGCCAGAAGCUGGUGCUGUUAGGAAAGCCGGGUAUAUUUUGUGUGUGUUUGUUUGUUUUCAAGAUGUACCGGAGCUGCCUUCAUAUAUUAUUAGGCUGGCUGUAUUACAUUCCAGGGGUGCUGUAUGGCAGUGGGAACUUGUUGCCAAUCUGUUCGAUGACGAGCCCCUUCGCACUGUUUUUUCACUAUUAAUGUUGUACCUACAUCUGAUGUUUGCAUUUUGUCAUUUUUAAUGUCUUUCUCUCUCUCUCCCACUCUCCAACUUAUUCCUUGAGGUCUGUUGUGCAAAGAAAGUGGGGAAGAGGUGUUUCCAAUACAUCGAGAUAUUGACCUCACAUAUACAUAAAUAUAUACACUAUAUAUAUAUAUAUAUAUAUUCAGAUGUUUGUUUUAUAAACCAAUCAUUACUAAACUUCACAUUUCUAAUUGUGUUGAAGUAUGCUGCUGGCAGAAGGACACAGGAAAUAGGCAGCAUAUUUUACUGUGGUUAUUGUCAGAAAGUUUGUUUUUAGGGACAGCCUGUUUGUCACAGGAGUUAACUGGCAGCUUUGCCCAUUUGUGCUUUUCACAUUUUGGGCUUUUAAAUUCGAUGCCAGGGUGUGCAUAAAAUUAUCAGCACUGGUGUACUGAUAAGUGCUUGUAGCCUAUAACUCAUUGCCAAAAGGUAAAGGUCAGUCACUUGUGAGCAGCGGCUAGCCAUUGCUUAUUACUUUUGAGCAAUAGGGGCAUGCAACUUGUGUGCACUCGUAGUGUAUUGUGGCGUUAUGCAGAGUUCUGAUGGUUUCUGGAGCCUUGUGAAUAACUUUUUUUUUGCAUGUAAGUUUUCACUGCAAAUGUUCUAGUAGUUUAGAGAGCAUAUUCAAGAUAAAUGGUAACUUGUUCUACCAAUGCCAGAGAAAAUGGAUUGUACUCUCCUGAUAGUUGUGAAUACAAGGGCUUAUGAAACUGUUGAUAGGAGAGAGAGAUGUACAUGAUGACCUUCUUAUACUAAGCAGUUGAAAAUGCAAUGACCUGUAAAUACUGAUUUCUCAUGUACAUUAAAGCUAUCUUUCUUACAAAAAUUUGUCUGCUAUUUGCAUUCAGAAGCAGUAUGGAUCAAUAAACAUAUCUGUAGUGAUAAUAUUCUUGAUUUUUUUUCUCUGUUUAUAUUUUGUUGAGGCCUGAAGAUAUUUCUAGAGACUUUGCAUUCAGGCAUGUGUAUGUUAAAGCUGCUAUGAAGCGCUUUUCGAACACUAUGAAAACACUGUGGAUCUGUAGAUAAGGAUUAUGACAUGCCAGCCAAACUUUGCAUUCUUUGCAGCAAAAAAUGUGCAUUUUUUCAAGUUGUCGAAAAUCAGUAGCUUUCUUUGCAGUGUUAUUAGCAGCCAUUUAUACCAACUGCUUCGUGUGUAUUCUAAUGAUGGGGACACAAGAGCAUUUUCGUCACUACAAUAAUAAAACAAUUACUCGUG